Molecule: messenger RNA, 2533 nt
Organism: Sorex araneus (European shrew)
Lineage: Eukaryota; Metazoa; Chordata; Mammalia; Eulipotyphla; Soricidae
Gene: KCNIP3
Product: potassium voltage-gated channel interacting protein 3
Exons: 8
Coding region: 227-955 (242 amino acids)
Biological process (GO): negative regulation of transcription by RNA polymerase II; regulation of potassium ion transmembrane transport
Cellular component (GO): voltage-gated potassium channel complex; nucleus
Molecular function (GO): DNA-binding transcription repressor activity, RNA polymerase II-specific; calcium ion binding; potassium channel regulator activity
Source: RefSeq, a predicted model, not a curated record
CCUGGAAGCUGCAGCCGAGGGUGAGUCCCGGGCCCUGUGGAGCCAGAGCCAGCGCCCAGGAAGGGUCGGCCCCGUGUCGGGGAACUGGGUGUGUUAGGUCAGCGGGUGGGGCUGGAACAGAGCGGGAAAGAGAAGGCCAGAGACACAGAGGCAGAGGCGCAGCCGGAGCCGAACCAGGGGACAGAGGGUUCUAGAAGGCCGCGGGCAGGCAGGCGCUGGGCUCGGGAUGUCAGGGCGCGGCGAGCCCCCGCGGUGGGCGCAGGGGCCAGCGAUGAGGCUGCGGGACUGCCAGCACGGCUGCAAGAAGCACCUGGGCGACGUCAUCAGCUUCUUCUUCCGCUUCAUCUCGGGGAACCUGGCUGGAGACGGCAGCGACAGUGAGCUGGAGCUGUCCACGGUGCGCCACCAGCCCGAAGGGCUGGACCAACUGCAGGCACAGACCAAGUUCACCAAGAAGGAGCUGCAGUCGCUCUACAGGGGCUUCAAGAACGAGUGUCCCACAGGCCUGGUGGAUGAAGACACCUUCAAACUCAUUUACUCCCAGUUCUUUCCUCAGGGAGAUGCCACCACCUACGCACACUUUCUCUUCAACGCCUUCGAUGCGGACGGGAACGGGGCCAUCCACUUUGAGGACUUUGUGGUGGGCCUGUCCAUCCUCCUGCGGGGGACUGUGCACGAGAAGCUGAAGUGGGCCUUCAACCUGUACGACAUUAACAAGGACGGUUACAUCACCAAAGAGGAGAUGCUGGCCAUCAUGAAGUCCAUCUACGACAUGAUGGGCCGCCACACCUGCCCGGUGCUUCGGGACGAUGCACCUCUGGAGCACGUGGAAAGGUUCUUCCAGAAAAUGGACCGGAAUCAGGACGGGGUAGUGACCAUCGAUGAGUUCCUGGAGACCUGCCAGAAGGACGAGAACAUCAUGAGCUCCAUGCAGCUGUUCGAAAACGUCAUCUAGGACACGCAGGGGUCCCUAAGGCACCUCCACUGCCCCCAAAGGCACCUCAGUCCUGCCAGGAGAAGCCUCCAUAAGAAACUUUCACUAAUAUAUUUGCAGAAGGUGGAUAGUUUGCUCCAGAUACACACACACACACACACACACACACACACAUACACAUUCUCAUUCAUACUUUCAUACACAUGCAUUCUCACACCAUCACACAGUCACACACAUGCAUUCUCACACACGCACAUUCUCUCACACGUACACACCCACACCCACUCAGAUUUAUGCACAUACACUCGCACACUCACACAUCCACUCAGACUCACACACACUAGUGCAUUCACACAUACACUCAGACUCUCUCACACACACGCUCACACACUUUCACAUAUAGUCGCAUACUUGCAUACGUACAUACACAGACACACACACUGCGGGCUGGCAGAGGGGUCAGUGGGGCAUGCUGUGUCAGGUGGCCGUUGAGAGGGCAGUGUCCACACCCCCACCCAGGAGUGACCAGCCACCCUCACUCCCAUUUUACUCCACCACACCGGCGCUGUGCGGGGCUGCUCUGGCCUCGUCUGCCUACCUACCCCCCUCCCUGAACCCCUCAGAGGGACUCCAGGGCACCAGAGCUGAGGAAGAAGGAUGACACCCUGGGGGAUGGGCCCUGCUCCCUCUGCCUUCAGGCCAGGCACCCUCUCACAUGCCUGGCUUCCCAGAGGAGGGUCUGGAGCAAACUGCCCACCCCACCGGGCUCAGGAGCCAGGUGGUCCCGGGUGAGGAGGGGGGGCGCGGAGGGAGGCUGCCACAUCCCAAGGUCAUCACUGGGAAGCUCCAGCGGGGGCCUCCCUCCCUCUGUCCCUCGGCUGGGUACCCCCUCCCCAGUUAGGGUUCUGCCUCAGUGCGCUGCCCUUCAUGGGGGCCCACCCGGACCCUGUCACAAAGCACAAACACCCCAGCAGUGCGAGGGGGCGCCGAGAACACUCUGCUUCCGUGAGACGCCCCGGGGAAGAAGCACGGGGCCAGCUCCUGCCCAAAUCCAGCCCAGCCCAGUUCAAAAGCACAAAAGAGGUGGAGGGGAGAGAGGCAGAGGAAACGGACGGAGAGAGGAGAGAGCGCUGCUGCUGCCGGCCCCACCUCUCCAGGCGGACCUGCACGGCGGCACGCAGGCCUCCGGGGACAUCCCCACACGUACAUUCCAUCACCUGCUCAGGCCUGACCCCGAGGGAGCGGAAAGGAGGAGUGGCGGAGACUGCGGAGACGGGCUUUGAGGACCCCUGGGAGCCCCCAGACGGGGCCCUUGGCCUGGGAGUUGCACUGAUGCCCGCUCUCCCCUCUUCCUGGAGGGCGGCAGCUUCCCCCGGCUCAGGGAUCCCCGCCCCAGCCCGGCCCUGCCGCUGCGGGUGCAGCUCUGCUUUUAGGGGCCGUGGCCGUGGGGCAGGGCUUGUCCCCCACACUGGGCGCCAACUGGCCGCAUGUCUGCAUGGCAGAAGCGUCUCCCUUGGGCACAGCCUGGGGGGGGUCUCUGUUCUCAGUGCCCACCGGUAUUCAGUUCUGUAUAUUUUAAUAAAAUAAACUUGACAAGGA